UUUUAUCUUAACCUCAAAUAAUUUUUAAAUUUGUACUCGACUCGUAGAAAUUUGUAAAUGUGCCUUAUAAGAAAGUUAAUAGUAAAUAUUGAUUGAUAACAGUUGAAUGAUUGUACCUACAUACGGUUAUUGACCAAUUUUAUGAAACAUUAAUCUUUGUUUAUAUUUGAUAAGUGAUAACCCUACUAACUGCCCUUGUUUCCCGGCUACAGUGAUAAAUUAAAUAAUUGUCUCCUUUUUACGGACAGUGUUUAUUAAUUCAUUUCACUAUUGUAAAUCGUGCACGUCUAAUUGCGGUAAAUACUAGUACACACCAUGAAAGUUAAGAUUGGAAUUAUUGGUGGAUCUGGAUUAGAUAAUCCAGAUAUUUUAAAAAAUCGCACGGAGAAGACUAUCACGACGAUCUUUGGUUCUCCUUCGGAUGCAUUGAUCGAAGGUGAGAUAGAGGGUGUGCCCUGUGUUUUGUUAGCACGUCAUGGUCGUAAACAUACGAUUAUGCCGGGAAAUGUGAAUUAUCGUGCAAAUGUGUGGGCCCUAAAAGAAGCUGGUUGUACACAUUUGGUUGUUACAACCGCCACCGGUUCUCUACAGGAACAUAUAAAUCGAGGUGAUUUCGUCAUUCUGGAUAGCUUUAUUGACCGAACACAGAGUAGAAAGCAGACAUUUUAUGAUGGUGAACCGAAUUCCCCAGUCGGAGUGUGCCAUAUCCAAAUGGAGCCCGCAUUUUGUCAACGUACAAGACAGAUUAUUAUAGAGGCAGCGAAAGAGUUAGGGUUGCCUUUCCAUGAAACAGGAACUGUAGUUGCAAUAGAGGGACCAAGGUUUUCCAGCAAAGCCGAAAGUUUAAUGUUUCGUCAAUGGGGCGGACAUGUCAUCAACAUGACUACUGUCCCUGAGGUGGUCCUAGCUAAAGAGGCUGGCCUUUGUUAUGCCGCCAUUGCCUUGGCUACGGAUUACGACUGCUGGAAGGUGACAGGUGAAAAGGUGUGCGUAGGAGAUGUCAUGGCAACAUUUCAGCAGUCGGUACCAAAAGUUAUCAAUUUAAUCACAAAGGUUGUACCUAGGAUUAAUGCUCAAAAUUGGGACACAACAAUUAAUGAAUUGAAGGAAACUUCUGAGAACAGUGUAAUGCUGCCACAUUAGAAAUAUUUACUAUGUAUUUGGUGGGGAAAAAUUGGUGGUGUACAGGUUUUUUUAUGGAAGGAAUGAAGGUCAACAUCUAUUAUAAGUGAUUUUCUGUCCAUUUAUUGUGAUUAACUGUAGGGGAAUAAACAUCCCAACAAUUUUC
This is a messenger RNA of Photinus pyralis (common eastern firefly), 1288 nucleotides long. RefSeq names its product S-methyl-5'-thioadenosine phosphorylase. Gene Ontology annotation, biological process: nucleoside metabolic process. The transcript has 4 exons. The record is from RefSeq and is a predicted model, not a curated record. Bases 316 to 1143 code for a protein of 275 amino acids. Gene Ontology annotation, cellular component: cytosol. Gene Ontology annotation, molecular function: S-methyl-5-thioadenosine phosphorylase activity. NCBI's taxonomy places the organism in Eukaryota, Metazoa, Arthropoda, Insecta, Coleoptera, Lampyridae.